Molecule: messenger RNA, 1114 nt
Organism: Cololabis saira (Pacific saury)
Lineage: Eukaryota; Metazoa; Chordata; Actinopteri; Beloniformes; Belonidae
Gene: tcerg1l
Product: transcription elongation regulator 1 like
Exons: 7
Coding region: 77-757 (226 amino acids)
Cellular component (GO): nucleus
Molecular function (GO): transcription coregulator activity; RNA polymerase binding
Source: RefSeq, a predicted model, not a curated record
GAAAGACCAGCGUCCUGUCGCCUGUACACCUGUUCCAGGAUCACCAUGGUGUGUGGUGUGGACCGGAGACGACCGCAUGUUCUUCUUCAAUCCCACGAUCCACCUCUCUGUUUGGGAAAGACCAGGAGAGCUUAUUGGUCAUGACAUCAGCAACAUCGUCCAAAACCCACCCCACAAAAGGAAGAAGAUGCCCCCAACUGGCAGCGAUGUCAUCUGUCAGUCACCUGGUCUCCGUGGUGAUGACCACGAGGAAGAGGAUGACCAUAAACGCAGCUCCAAGAGAAACAGAACAGAGGACUCAAUGUCACUUGUCCCUCAUCCAAGAGAGGUUAAGCUCCUCCCACUGGAUCUUCGUGUCGCUCACUUCAGAGAAAUGAUGCUGGAAAGAGGGGUGUCUGCAUUCUCUACCUGGGAGAAGGAGCUUCACAAGAUGGUGUUUGACCCUCGAUACCUGCUGCUUACUGCAAACCAAAGGAAACAGGUGUUCGAUCAGUUUGUGAAGAGCAGAGUGAAGGAUGAGUACAAGGAGAAGAAGAGUAAACUGCAUAAAGCCCGAGAGGAGUUCAGGCAGCUGCUGGAGGAGGCCAACGUCACCAGCAGAUCAACUUUUAAGGAGUUCUGUAGUCGUCACCAUGGCGACCAGCGCUUCAACACGCUCAACAGUAAGAAAGAGCAGGAAGUUCUCUUCAACAACUACAUCACAGCCUUGAAGAAAAGGGACAAGGAGAACCGAGCCAGACUGAGGAAGAUGAGGUGAAGAACCACUAAGUGACGCUAGAAGCAGCUAAAACCAACUAGAACUUCGUCUAACAAACCUUCCAGGACCGAAACUCCUGGUUCUGUGGGAGAAGCUGGACAAGGACCAGAAGCAUCAGACCUGGACCUAUGAACCCAAGUCUCCCAGACUUGUGCCCCAGACCCAGGUUCCUCAGCCUCAAAUCCCCCAGACCCAAGUCCCUCAGACCCAAGUCUUCCCCAGACCCAAGUCUUCCCCAGACCCAAGUCUUCCCCAGACCCAAGUCUUCCCCAGACCCAAGUCUUCCCCAGACCCAAGUCUUCCCCAGACCCAGGUUCCUCAGCCUCAAGUCCCCCAGACCCCAGUCCCCCUGUACAG